UUUUUAGCGAGCACGAGGGCUGUAAGGCGCGCUUGCGGGCCGGGUCGUGCGGAGUGGUGCGGUCAUUGUCCCGGUGCGUGGGGCGCUUGGAGGGUGCAGUGGUCAGUGAGCAGAUCCUCUGGGAAGUACUUUGCGAUUUGCUUUUGCGUUGUGUUCUAGGCAGUAACGAGUUGUGCGAUAUUCGCGGAUCAACAACAGACAGCAUUACGGAGGAGAGGUAGCGAGACGAAGUGCCGCCAUGCCUGAAUCCCAGGACCUGCCCGACAGCAGAAACGGCCACGCAGAAGGGGAGCUGGACCAGCUGGACCUGCGUCCCAUCACCCUGGAUGACAUCAGGGUGGACCCGGACAGGAAACAGCUGGACGACAGUGAGAUCGUCGAGUGGAAGAAGCGGAACCACUUCCUGUCGGCGGCGUUCGGCAAGCGCAAGAGAGUUACCAAGCUCCGCUCAGACCACAAUCUGUGGAACAGGGCGCUGUCCAAGGUGAACAGCGUGGGUGACACGUGGGACAACUUCGACGUGGAUGGUGUGAAGACGGAGCGGGCGCUGCGGCAUCGGUACCGGGCGCUGACCUCCACAUGGGUCACCGACGAGGUCAGCGUCAAGAUGGAGCAGCAGGAGUUCAACGCCGGUGCCAUGCGGCGCUGUUUCCGCGCCAAGAAGCUGAGCAACUUCUGUCACCUUGACGUGUGGCAUCGCGAGAGCAACAACUACGUGGCCAAGUCCUACAUGGUGCCCGUGGACCGGCGCACCUACUUCGACGACGUCAAGCUGCAGAUGGAGGCGAAGCUGUGGAGCGAGGAGUACAACCGACACAACCCUCCCAAGAAGGUGGACAUCAUGCAGAUGUACGUGGUGGAGAUGAUUGACCGCGAGGACAGGCCGCUGUUCCAUUUCGAGCACUUCAUGGACGGCCACUACGUCAAGUAUAACUCCAACUCUGGCUUCGUGCGCGACGAGAACCUUCGGCUGACGCCGCAGGCCUUCAGCCACUUCACGUUUGAGCGGUCAGGUCACGAGCUGGUGGUGGUGGAUGUCCAAGGCGUGGGGGACCUCUACACCGACCCUCAGAUUCACACCGCCGACGGAGAGAGCUACGGCGACGGUAACCUGGGCACACGCGGCAUGGCGCUCUUCUUCCACUCGCACGUGUGCAACGCCAUCUGUCGCUCGCUCAACCUAACACAGUUUGACCUGGCGGCCACCGAGAGCAAGGAACUCUCCGCCCAGAUCCAGCAGCAGCACCGCUGCAAGACAGUGUCGCGCGGCCGGGAGGAGGUGUGCGCCUCACCGCGCGAGCACGCGUUCGACCUGCACGAGUUUCUGCGGCGCCGCUCGUCCAGCUCCGGCUGCUGGAGCGGCGAGGACCCGGCCAGCCCGCUG
Molecule: messenger RNA, 1384 nt
Organism: Pollicipes pollicipes
Lineage: Eukaryota; Metazoa; Arthropoda; Thecostraca; Pollicipedomorpha; Pollicipedidae
Product: eukaryotic elongation factor 2 kinase
Biological process (GO): myosin II filament disassembly; protein phosphorylation; response to differentiation-inducing factor 1
Molecular function (GO): ATP binding; elongation factor-2 kinase activity
Source: RefSeq, a predicted model, not a curated record